This is a messenger RNA of Nothobranchius furzeri (turquoise killifish), 1467 nucleotides long. The record is from RefSeq and is a predicted model, not a curated record. NCBI's taxonomy places the organism in Eukaryota, Metazoa, Chordata, Actinopteri, Cyprinodontiformes, Nothobranchiidae.
GGAUUAGUACCUUCAACACAAACCUGCCACACCCAGUCCUGCACAAGCUUACUGCCCUCUGGUGGAGGAUCUACAAAUUAUUUCAUGAUUUAGCCUUUAAGGGAGUUAAGGGGUUUUAAAUUGCUUUAGUGCAACUCUAAACUUCGGAGUGGUAAUGUGUUUUUCCUUCUCCAGACAAGGCCCUUUGAAGCCAGAAGUUUUGUCCAUCCAGCUGUCGGGUCGCCGCCUCAAUCGGAGGCUCCAGAGGAACAACAGCCUCUCCCCUAACAACCCACUGAUCAGUCUGGUCAAUUCAGGUCUUUACGACGAAGAUUGUCAGUGGACAAUUCAGGUCAACAGGCUGCAGAAGCUCAUCGACCGACUAGAACAAAAGGAGAUUCGUCUGGAGCCCUUCGAGGAUGAAGUCAUCGAGAGCAAAUCGCACAUCUUAAUAGUCCAACGGCAGCUCUCUGUGUUGGAGGAGGAGCUGGAGGAGUUUCGUUUGGCUCUCCGGCAGUACAUGGAGUGCGCCUGCGCCCAGACGGGAUGUCUACACAUCGCAGUUCAGCGACUGGCAAAUGAGUCACGCUUCAUCCUCUAUGAAUUCUGGGAGCACAACAACGUGUGGAAGAAUCACCUACAGACCAACUACAGUAAAACCUUCCAGAGGGGGAACGUUGACUUCCUGGAAACUCCUGAGACCAUCACUACCAUGCUUGUUCCUGCCUCCUGGUGGGUCCUCAACAACAACUGAACGUGGAACGGCAUCUUUCACCAAUCGUCACAGAUGGAUGUGAAAGCAAAGCUCUCUCUCUCACUCACUCACUCACUCACUCACUCACUCACUCACUCACUCACUCACUCACUCACUCACACACACACACACACACACACACACACACACACACACACACACACACACACACACACACACACACACACACACACACACACACACACACACACACACACACACACACACACACACACACACACACACACACACACACACACACACACCCCUUGUGAAGUCAUGGUGAUUAGUAUUUAUGACCUCUAUGUUCCUUCAUAGUUUGGUGGUACCUGAAAUAGCUGUAUUUCCUAAAAGCAAUGACAUCAUCAGACAAAGAUCCAUCUGGUGAUAUGACAUCAUCCCUGUGUUAGCCGUAACAUCAUCCAGAAUAGCUCAUGAGGGGUCACUGUUAGGUUAGAGCUAUCUCUGCGUGGACAUUGAAGUUGGGGGCCUCAGCUUUGUAGAUUUUAUUUAAGAGAACAAAUUUCGAUAUUUAGUUUUGGUUCUUAUUGUUUGUUGGCAUGAGGAGACAAAUGCGUGUGUGUGAGUGACGGAGACGGGAUAAGAGGCACUUAACAAAAUAUCAACUGUAGCAGCUCCAGCGAGCUCAUGAAACCAUAUUUCUGUAGUUUCUAUAUUUAAUGUGUCAAAUUAAGACAAAAGUUCUGAAUAAAAGUAUGUUGUGUAUCUCUCUC